Molecule: messenger RNA, 2548 nt
Organism: Micropterus dolomieu (smallmouth bass)
Lineage: Eukaryota; Metazoa; Chordata; Actinopteri; Centrarchiformes; Centrarchidae
Gene: alox5a
Product: arachidonate 5-lipoxygenase a
Exons: 13
Coding region: 164-2326 (720 amino acids)
Biological process (GO): lipid oxidation; linoleic acid metabolic process
Cellular component (GO): nuclear envelope
Molecular function (GO): protein binding; arachidonate 5-lipoxygenase activity; iron ion binding
Source: RefSeq, a predicted model, not a curated record
UCAGUGAAAGAAAUACAGUUUUGAGCAAAAAGGGGAGACUUAACUUUGCUAAAAUCUUGAGGCAAACUUUUUGUGGGGGGAUAGAAAUUCUUCUUCCUUUAGUUCUUUGUCUUCAGAGGGUGUUUGGACAUUUUUGGAGUCCUCUUCGUCCCGUGUGACCACCAUGCCUUGUUACACAGUGACUGUUUCCACAGGGAGCCAGUGGUUUGCAGGGACAGAUGACUAUAUCUACAUCACACUGGUGGGCACGGAGCGAUGCAGUGAGAGAACAUUGCUGGACAAACCUCUGUACAAUGACUUUGAGAGGGGGGCGGUGGACUCCUAUGACGUGAGGGUUGGGGAGAACCUGGGUGAAAUUGUGUUUGUGAAGAUUGAGAAGAAGAAGUACUGGGUGCAGGAUGACUGGUACUGCAGGUACGUCACAGUCAAGACCCCAUCAGGAGACUAUGUGGAGUUCCCCUGUUUCUGCUGGCUGGUGGAUGACAAGGAAGUGGUGCUGCGGGCUGGAGGAGGUAGAGUCAGCUGUUCAUUUUUUCAGCCUAACAGACUACCUGUGUCCUCCUUUCCAUCAAUCAGCGUCUGCAGUGAAAAACACAAGUUUAACAAACAAGCUUUGCUCCAUGUCUUAAUUCGUCAUGUGUCUGUUGUAGCACGUCUGCCUCAGGAUGAUAAGACCAGCCUAUUGAAGCAGCACAGACAAAAAGAGCUGGAUAUGAGGAGAAAAACCUACAGAUGGAAGGAGUGGCAGCCAGGCUUUCCUAUGAGUAUAGAUGCCAACAGACACAAGGAUUUGCCCCGGGACAUCCAGUUCGACAGUGAGAAGGGAGUAGACUUUGUCCUGAACUACAGUAAAGCAAUAGAGAACCUGUUUGUGAACCAGUUCAUGCACAUGUUCCAGUCGUCCUGGAGUGACUUCGCUGACUUUGAGAGUAUCUUUGUGAGAAUCAAAAACACAAUAUCAGAGUACGUGAUGCAACACUGGAAGGAGGACUUCAUGUUCGGGUACCAAUUUCUGAAUGGUUGCAACCCCGUAAUGAUCCGCAAGUGCACCAAAAUUCCUGAGAAGUUUCCCGUCACUCAUGAGAUGGUUUCUGUCAGCCUGGAGCGAGAGCUGAUUCUGGAACAGGAAGUAGAGGCAGGUAACAUCUACAUAGUAGACUACAAGGAGUUGGACGGCAUCACUGCUAACCGCACAGACCCGUGCACACUGCAGUACCUGGCGGCUCCAGUGUGUCUGCUCUACAAGAAUGCUCAUAACAAGAUCCUGCCCAUAGCCAUACAGCUCAAGCAGACUCCAGGUGAAGACAACCCCAUCUUCCUGCCCACUGAUGGUCAGUAUGACUGGCUGCUGGCGAAGAUCUGGGUCCGCUCGGCUGACUUCCAUUACCACCAGAAUAUCACGCACCUGCUCAGGACUCAUCUCAUGACAGAGGUUUUUGCCAUUGCCAUGUACAGGCAGCUCCCUGCCGUUCACCCUGUGUAUAAGCUGCUCAUUCCACACAUCCGUUUUACCAUUGCUAUCAACACCAAGGCCAGAGAGCAGCUCAUCUGUGAGUGUGGUAUCUUUGACAAGGCAAACGCAACAGGUGGAGGCGGUCAUGUCCAGCUGAUUCAGAAGGCCAUGAAGUCUUUGACCUUCAGGUCUCUGUGCUUCCCGGACGCAAUCAAGGCCCGCGGCAUGGACAACACGGAAGAGAUGCCCACCUACUUCUACAGAGACGAUGGUUGCAGGGUGUGGGAGGCCACCAAGAGUUUUGUGUCUGAUGUGGUGCAUAUUUACUACACCAGCGAUGAGAAGUUGCAGGAAGACGUAGAAAUCCAGGCCUUCAUUAAAGAUGUGUGCAGCUUCGGUAUGCAGGACUUCGAUUUCUGUGAGUUUCCCAAGUCCCUGAAAACACGUGAGGAGCUGACAGAGUAUCUGACGGUCAUCGUGUUUACUGCUUCAGCCCAACAUGCAGCAGUCAACUUUGGACAGUAUGACUGGUGUUCCUGGAUCCCCAACGCUCCAUCUACCAUGCGAAGACCCCCGCCCCAAGAGAAGGGCAUUGCAGAUGUGAACUUGAUCAUCGAGAGCCUCCCUGAUCGUGGACGUUCCAGCUGGCACCUGGGGGCCGUCUGGGCCCUCAGCCAGUACCAGGAGAAUGAGCUGUACCUGGGCAUGUAUCCUGAUGAGCACUUCACAGAGAAGCCAGUGAAGGCAGCCAUGGAGAAAUUCAGGAAGCAGCUGGUGGAGAUAACCAGCUGCAUCAAGACGAGGAACGAGGGAAAGAGGCUGCCUUACUACAACAUGUCCCCCGAUAAAAUCCCAAACAGUGUCGCUGUUUGAGGAAUAAAAACUCACUUCAUUCAUAAUACAAUGAAGUUCUGGUGAUAUUAGUUAGCAGUCCAAAUACGCUGUUAGAAAAACUCUGUCUGCCUUGUGUGAUUUUGAUACUUUGAUACUACCACAAAUUUGCUUCUUGAUAGUUUUGUUGUCACUUAUUUAGGUGAAAAUUGGUUAAAAUGUUAUUGCAUGAAUUUGCUGCCAAUUAAAAUGUUUUUAUUUGUA